Funneliformis geosporum is the source of this 222-nucleotide messenger RNA. Lineage: Eukaryota; Fungi; Glomeromycota; Glomeromycetes; Glomerales; Glomeraceae. The record is from the annotation of a GenBank genome assembly.
AUGUCUAAAAUAAAUCCUGUUAUACCUUCUGAUAUUAAAAUUAUUUCUGAUAAUGAAACUAUAUCAGAAAGCGAAUCUUAUAAAUCAUUAGAUGAACAUGAACAAAUAGCCUUUUUUACAAGAAAUCUUUCGGUUACAGAGGUUAUACAUUCAGCUUUUCCUAUUAAAUAUUCAAAGACUUCACCACAAGGUGUAGCUACUAUUUUCAAUAUUUCUAGUUAG